AAAGAAAGGCCUAUUGGGUGAUAGAAAGAGAAUGGUCAUGAAAACCGAAUGAUUUCUUUUUCUUGGGGCGAUAAAACCAAAUGAAAUGGUGUUUUAAGUAUGCGUGUCUCUGAUCCAUUCAUUUUGUAGUCAUGUACUCUCUUUCGUCUCUUCGUUUCAAUCGCUGCGUUUACAUUUCAAUUUAUUAUCCUCUUUCUUCCUUGUAUUCUAGUUUAAUAAUAAAAUCCAAAUUCAACAACAAAAGCAAAACUCAAAUUUGUUGAGCAAAAAAAAAAAAAAAAACACAGAUAUCAUUUUGUUUGCUCUUUUCCUAUUUUUGGACUUUUCUGUAUAUUCACUGUUUGAGAAGAAAGAAUUGGGGCAUCUCUCUCUCUUUAGUUAGAUUUUAUUAAUGGAGAAAGAAGAGAAGAGGAAGAAGAUGGAGGUUGAUUCAGUUCCAGCAGCAGCUUUGGAAGGGUUUUCACCAGUCUCUACAACUAGGAUUUUCUGGAAUUCCAGGAAAAGAUCUGCUAGCGGGAGGAAUUUAGACAAGGUAACAGAAGAGACUGCUAAUGUGACACCCACCAAACAGGAAGAACAAAUUCUUGAUCAAGACAAUACACCAGAUUCCGCUACCUCCUCUGAACUUUCCGAGCGUCGGAAGGCUCUCUUUGAGCCACUGGAACCUAUUAAAAACAUCAAUGGCCGGCGACCGUCAGCAGAGUCUUUGCUUCCCCCACCAGACUUCGAUGCUGCGAGCUAUCCAAAGGGCUGGCUGAUCGGAAAGAAGAGGAAGCUGGUAAAUGUUGACGUUGUUGAGAGCAUGCGAAGGAUUGCAGUCCAGGAAAUGAAUAGAAAGGACAGGGAAAUUGAUGGGUUGAAUGAGCAGUUGGAAGAAGAUGCGAGGUGCUUAGAACAUCUGCAACUUCAGCUUUUACAAGAGAAAAGUAAAAGAUCAGAGGUGGAGAGAGAAAACGCAAUGCUUCAAGAACAGGUAUCCAUGCUGAUGAAUAUGUUGCAGGAAGGUGAGGAAGGUCCAGAUGAUCAUGAACCUUGAAAACUUUUUCAUUUAAUUGUUCUUUUCUUUGUAGAGUUAGUUGUUGGAAAAUUAGUAAAGAAGAGCAUGCAGGAUAUAUAUGGCAUGCAAUCUACCCUCCCCACGAUUUAAAUUUGCACCCACCCACCCACAGUUAGUCGCGUCUCGUUUGUUGCAGAAGACAUGAUGAAUAUUAUUGCAAUGUAUUGUAUUAUGUAUGAAAAAGAAAAUGUCAAAGCUGUAAAA
Gossypium arboreum is the source of this 1261-nucleotide messenger RNA. Its product is annotated as protein HEADING DATE REPRESSOR 1. The transcript is spliced from 3 exons. Bases 392 to 1036 code for a protein of 214 amino acids. Gene Ontology annotation, biological process: regulation of flower development. The record is from RefSeq and is a predicted model, not a curated record. NCBI's taxonomy places the organism in Eukaryota, Viridiplantae, Streptophyta, Magnoliopsida, Malvales, Malvaceae.